This is a messenger RNA of Symbiodinium natans, 504 nucleotides long. Lineage: Eukaryota; Dinophyceae; Suessiales; Symbiodiniaceae. The record is from the annotation of a GenBank genome assembly.
CAGUGUACACCCAGACGGUUGUUCGUAACGCCGAAGACGAAAGGAAAGGAGGUGAACUCGGAUGCUGAGGGGUCGGACCAGGAUGCAGGCACACAGUCAGAUGAUGAUGAGGACGGAGAUGUACUGGGUGGCAAGUUUAAGCCCACGUUGACCCCGCAAAGCUCUGCACGACGGAGGCGUCGCAAGACAGCCUCCACCAAAAAAAAAGCAAAGAGGCCCAAGAAGCAGGAUCUCAGCCGAGAUGAUGAUGACCCCCCGUCCGCGCAGGAAGCAUCCGAACCGGAUCCAGAGCAUGCCGCCGAGACAACACAACCGCCAGGUUUUCAAGACAGCAGCAACCAGCAGAGAGCAGAAGAAGCAUAUGCUUCUGAGCUUGACAUUCUUCGUGGCAAGCUCGGUGAUGAUUUGCUCUCCGUGCUGCCUGGAUCCGCUUCCAAGACUCUUGUCUUUGCUCAUUCCGCUAGGAUUCUUUCAGUGCUUGCUCGCAGUCUCCAACUCUUGUGA